UCACAUUCUAUUAUUACUCAAUUGCUUGACAGCGGAAUGUUAAACAUCCCCUGCGAAUCCAAUUCGAGUACCCGUUUGCGGAACACUAGUUCAGCCCGAGUCAAAAAGCUCGAUACGCAGUUGAUGUAUAACGGCAGUAAUCCAUCCCAGGACAAUUUUUCUAAUGUUCACCGUCCCGCUCUUCCUCCUCCGCAGACAAGCAUUUUCAUAAAUGCUUAUCAACAAGACGGUGUACAAAAUCAUGAUGCCGGUAAUACUCUUGCAAAUAAAUUACCUCCUAUCCUUCCUCCUAUAUCUGAUCCUCCGUCCGUUCCUCAGGCUGGUCAAGCUAAUCGUCCUUCUCGACCAAGGUAUAAAGUAAAGACAGAUAAAACAGCAUGGACGGUUGAGGAGGAUAAUUUAUUACGCUUGGCAGUUCAACUUUAUGGAGACAGAUCUGAAAAAUGGACAAAGAUUGCAGCGUGUGUUCCUAAUAGAACCAAUAAAAUGUGUAGAAAACGUUGGUUUCAUUCCCUUGAUCCAAACCUAAGAAAAGGGCCAUGGACUAAAGAGGAGGAUGAAUUAUUGAUGAAAGCGGUUGAAAAGCAUAAAAAAGUUUGGUGUAAAGUUGCUGAAUCUAUUCCGGGUAGGACAGAUGACCAAUGUGCAAAACGUUGGAAAGAAUGUCUUGAUCCAGAGAUCGAUCACACGGAGUGGACUGAUCAAGAAGAUCUUUUAUUAAUGCAAAAAUACGCUGAAUUAGGUACUCAAUGGCAAAAAAUAUCAAAAUUUUUUCCCGGACGUCCUGGAUUACAUUGUAGAAAUAGAUGGAGAAAGAUAGAAAGGACGAAAAAAUCUGCAAAGGAACCCUCGCUUGAUAUGAUAAUCAUAACUCCAGAUGAUAUAUCUCCAACCACUUCACCUAUUUUAUCUCCUGACUUAUCUUUACAAUCAAACUUACAACCUCAUAUCGCUCCAACAAUAUAUAAUCCGUCACAAAGUAUGAAGCCGAGUUCGCAAACACAUUUGCAGCAAUUGAGUGUACAACCAACAUAUUUGUCCACUCAAGACGUAUUAUCUCAAAAUUCGACAUCCGUCUUAGAAUCAGAUUUAUCAUCUGAACCAGUGGCAAAUUUGGUUACUUCAACAACUUCUUGUGGUCCUAGUAUUGCUUCAUUAUUGUCAUCGCCAAGCGUAAAUGGUCCUAUGAAUCUGUCGGGUCCUAUGAAUCAGCCGACAAUAAAUAUGCCGAACAUCGUACAAAAUGUAAAUGUGCAAAAUACGCAAAUGAAUAUGGACCAUGUACCUUUACCUCCUCCGGUUUCGAUGGAGGUUGAAAAUGAUACAUCCACCCGGGCAUAUGGAUGCGGUGUUCUUGGAUGCGAACUUAAUUUUUCAAAUUCAAACGGAUUAUAUUACCAUAUGAAAGCAGCACAUCCCAACGUUAAUAAUUCUGACAAACCGUAUCGUUGCGCGUUACCAGGUUGUUGUAAGAGUUAUAAAAACAUCAAUGGCCUUCAAUAUCACAUCGCCAAUGCGAAAGGUUCGUCUGGGCAUCAAUGUGACAAUAAUGAGGAAGGAUCUUCUGAAAUAGUCGUUAAACCACAUAAAUGUCAAGUAGCUGGUUGUAAGAAUAGUUAUAGAACUCCCAAUGGAUUGCAAUAUCACCAAAAACAUAUUCAUGGAAAGGAAAGCGAUAAAUAUCGUGGAACUCAAGUGACAGCUCCUUCGAGUACUCAAAGAUUCGAUUCGGAGCCUUCAACAUUGGACGUUACUGGUUCAAUGGAUGAUAAUACCUCUAAUAAUCAUGAUAUGCAACAUUGGACGUCGCCAGAUGGAUUUAUGCAAUCUGAAUCGCACGAAUCAAAUCCACCUUCUUUCACAGUUCCUGAUGCCAUCUCU
Molecule: messenger RNA, 1881 nt
Organism: Cetraspora pellucida
Lineage: Eukaryota; Fungi; Glomeromycota; Glomeromycetes; Diversisporales; Gigasporaceae
Source: the annotation of a GenBank genome assembly